AUUAUCAAAAUUAGCGAUAGCAUUUCAGUUACUUCUCAGUCGUGCUUGAGUACAGUUGUGAGUAACGUGGGACUAUAAUACUUCAGCCAUGUUCGGUGGAUUUCCGGUAUAUUCCGUGCUGGUGCUCUUUUUACUGAGCAUUUCCAACAAUUCUGUCCAUUCCGAACGUGUAGUGUGUGGCUUCUCAAUUACUUUCAGAGAAAGAAGUGCGGAAUAUGGUUUUGAAGUGGCAGACAUUCCAAUAUCUCUCUGUACCCAUGUAGUGUACGAUGGUAUGGAACUCGACAUGUUUGCUAGUUACCAUCCUUAUGGCAAUGACACUAUAGAAAAAGAUUGGAAGUCGUUAGCCGAGCUAAAACACACCAAACCGGAACUAAAGCUAUUGGGAUCUAUUCACAGCCCUCUGCUCAUGCAGGUGGCAGCUGAGAAGGAGAGCAGAGAAACCCUAACCGAGAAUAUGCUAAAGUAUAUGGAACGGUAUCAGCUUGAUGGUAUUGAUUUGUAUUUCGGUGAUGAACGUUUUGGGCCUCAUGAAGAAUUUUACAUGCUGAUAGAGGAGCUUAAAAGUCGUUUCACAGCCGCCGGACAUUCAACGUGGGAAGUGAACGUGGAGAUCGAGAUCAGUCGAGAAACCAUCGAUCAUGCGCGGUUGUGUAGAUUGGCCGACUUUGUUCAUGUCGUGGGCAUGGUUGAACGAAAACCAAUAUACAAUGAGUAUAGCUCGACACCAAUGGCCAAGGCAACUUUCGAUAUAAAUGAGCUUAAGAAUAUUACACUUGAGCGUGCCUUACAGUACUGGAUCGAUAACAGCUGUCCCGCGGACAAAAUGGCACUUGGUGUUUUGUUUAUCGCACAACCAUUCACGAUCGCCAACGGUUUGAAGAACGGUGAAGAACCAGAAGAGCUAAUGACACUUUGUUCUGUCAUGAAAGAACGUCCCAUAUGUUCGUAUGUUGAGCUUUGCCAGAUAUUUAAGGAAACUGAAUGGAAAAUGGGUUGGGACGAUAUGGAAGGAUUGGCACCACAUGCUAUUCAGGGCGAUCGGUGGAUAGCCUAUGAGAAUGAAGCAUCGGUUGGGCGGAAGGGUGAGAUAGCAAGAAGCAAAAAUUUGGCCGGCGUGUUCGUUUUUUCGUUGGGUAUGGACGACUACCGAAACAAAUGUGGAACAUUGUACCCGCUGACGAAAGCGCUGAUCAGAUCAUUCGAAUCGCCGACCUUGGAGUCGGACACUACUCCGUGAAACUUUCGUUGUUUGUGGAAAUCAUAAACAAGAAAAAUCGAAUUCUAGCUUCUUUUCUUCAUUCAGUAAUAUCCCUAAUAUUCAAUCAACAAUAUGUUUAAAAAAAUUUAAAAAAUAAAAAAUAAUAUUCUAUAAUCUAUAAAAUCUAUAAAAUAAUAAUAGUAUAAUAAUGUCAUAAUAUACCAAAUAUGUCAUAAAAUUUUCAAAUCAAUAUUCCGACAAAACUUAGUUAUGGAUUAAAUAUACCCAACUCGCAUAAAAUGAA
Messenger RNA from Anopheles funestus (African malaria mosquito), 1505 nucleotides. RefSeq names its product probable chitinase 10. Gene Ontology annotation, cellular component: extracellular region. The transcript is spliced from 2 exons. NCBI's taxonomy places the organism in Eukaryota, Metazoa, Arthropoda, Insecta, Diptera, Culicidae. The coding region runs from base 89 to 1240 and encodes 383 amino acids. Gene Ontology annotation, biological process: carbohydrate metabolic process; chitin catabolic process. The record is from RefSeq and is a predicted model, not a curated record. Gene Ontology annotation, molecular function: chitinase activity; chitin binding.